This is a messenger RNA of Exophiala xenobiotica, 1456 nucleotides long. Its product is annotated as ribosomal protein L15. Gene Ontology annotation, molecular function: structural constituent of ribosome. Lineage: Eukaryota; Fungi; Ascomycota; Eurotiomycetes; Chaetothyriales; Herpotrichiellaceae. The transcript is spliced from 2 exons. The coding region runs from base 75 to 1025 and encodes 316 amino acids. Gene Ontology annotation, cellular component: ribosome; mitochondrial large ribosomal subunit. The record is from RefSeq and is a predicted model, not a curated record. Gene Ontology annotation, biological process: translation.
GACUUGUUGAACGUAUCGACACCUGAGCUUCACCACCACGCCGUAGUGGUCAUCAUCACACUCCGUCCAAGGCAAUGCCACCACGACUGCCGCUGCGGCUGGCGCAGGCGAACUCUUCCUCCCUUGACCGCCUUGCCCCAACCUCGACAACUACAUCCAUUGCAUCCUUCCUUCUCCCAUUCCUUCACAUCCAAUCCCGAAAUGCCUCGAUCCUAAGCUCUCUCUCAGACCGCCCAGGCGCCUACAACCGCCGCAUCAGACGAGGACGAGGCCCAGCGUCUGGCAAUGGAGGCAAAUCAGGUCGUGGUUCGGAUGGUCAGAAACAGCAUGGCAAAGUCCCCGCAGGAUUCAAUGGAGGUCAAACCCCCGAACACAUUGUACACGGGAAAUAUGGCUUUGUGAACCUGCACGCGACCGAAAUGGCCCCUGUAAAUUUGGACAAGAUACAAAACUGGAUUGACCAGGGACGACUCAACCCCAGCGAGCCGAUAACGCUGGUCGAACUAUGCCGCUCUGGCCUAGUAGGCCGUCCCAAAGACGGCAUCAAGCUCCUAGCGAACGGCGCCGCCCAAUUGAAAACGCCAAUCCACGUGGUCGUGUCGAGAGCAUCACAAGCGGCGAUCGCGGCGGUUGAGGCCAUCGGCGGUAGCGUCACAACACGUUUCUACACACAACAGGCCAUCCGGCGAAUACGAGCCCGCGAGAUGCAUCCCUUCAUAUCGCUACGCUGGGAUCCCGCCGCAAUCGAGAAGCCGGCUCUCGCCAAGGCUGGAGGAAUGUCGCUCGAAGAACGCGUUGCGGGCAUGGGAUUCAAGUACAGACUUCCAGACCCGGCGUCCAGAAGCGAUAUCGAGUACUACCGCGACGCGAAGAAUCGGGGGUACUUGAGUCAUACGGUCAAGGAGGGCGAAGGUCCCAGCUUGUAUUUCAAGCCACCGAUCACUGAAGAGGAGUUGAAAGCAUUGAAGAAAGAGCGCGCGAGAAGUGGCGUCGCCAAGGCUAAGGAGGACAACAAGCUGUGGUGAGAGGGAGAGCAUACAAACAACCUGGGCAAGGUAUCCCUGUUCGUUGCUGCCUAAAGGAGAGCGGCAGCUGUGAGGAGGAAUGACUGCCUAAGUGCUAGACUUUCCUACGCAAUAAGUUCCAGCCGGUGCUCCUGGAGGUCAAGGGUUCAAUCCAGUUGUCAGAUACGAAGAAAGCCGAGUCCAAAUCGAGAUCACAAACGACGUGCGCUCUGCAAGUCCUGCGCGGGAAACUUCCGCCAGACAAGAGGAACCAUACUUCGAGGUCCCGAGAUUCUUUUCAUCGUUUUUUCCCAAUCAGGAAUCUCGAGCAGCGCAUUAGUAUCGAUCAUAACUGUACUUGACUUAUCUUCAGUAUAUCAAUGAAUGUACAACAUACAAUAUACAAUAUAUCUGAACAAACGCCCCCUAGGAUGCCGGUCGUGGGUAGAAAA